This is a messenger RNA of Rhizophagus irregularis DAOM 181602=DAOM 197198, 1632 nucleotides long. RefSeq lists its product as uncharacterized. NCBI's taxonomy places the organism in Eukaryota, Fungi, Glomeromycota, Glomeromycetes, Glomerales, Glomeraceae. The record is from RefSeq and is a predicted model, not a curated record.
AUGGCAUGUUCGAAAAUAUUUUCGGGGGAUUUGCCUGAAAUAACAAGUGAAAUUUUAGAACAUCUUCGUAAUGAUUUUUCAACAUUAUAUUCAUGUAUUUUAGUUAAUCGAUUAUUAUGUCGUACAGCAAUUCCAUUAUUAUGGGAAAAUCCAUUUUCAAUACCUACACAAAAUUGUCAUUUUAUUGAAAUUUAUUUACAUUAUUUAAAUGAAUCAGAUAAAACAAAAUUAGAUGAAAUUGGAUUUAAUAGUAAUUUAAUUCCUUCAAAUCCAUUAUUUAAUUAUCCUAAUUUUAUUAAAUGUUUAAAUACAUUUAGAAUGGUAUUUUUUAUUGAAAAAUGGACAGUUAGAGCCAUAUCAACAUAUAAAAAAACUAAUAAUUCUUACACUUAUUCAAGUGCAAUAAAUUUUAAAAAAUUUUCAAAAUUAAUUUAUAGUUCAUUAUUUAAUAUAUUUAUUAAUAAUGAUGUUAAAUUAAAUAUUUUUGAAACUGAAAUAAUUACUGAUAAAAAUUAUGAAUUUUUUGAAAAUGUUAUUGAAAUAAUUUUACAAAAUCCAAAUUUUAUUUAUAAUAUUAAAAAUUUGAAAUUACAUAUUUAUAAUAUAAGUGAUGUAAAUUUAUCAAAAAUUAAUUCUUUUUUAACAUUUUUAUCAUCAAAUUGUAAUAAUAUUUCAUCACUUUAUUUAAGAUUUCAAAAUAUGUUUAUUAAAACUUUUUCUCAUAUUAUUAAUUCACAACAAAAUCUUCAAAAAAUUUCUUUUUCUUGUAAUAUCGUUCCUUUACAUUUAUUAUUAUCAUUAAAAAAUUCUAAUUAUUCAAAUACUUUAAAAACUAUUGUAUUUUAUAGUGUGGAUUUUAAAAAUACAGUUAAUUUAACUGAAGUAUUUGAACAAUUAAAUGUUUUAGAAUCUAUUCAUAUUCUUUAUUGUCAUUCUUUAAAUUCAAUUUUUGUUCAACAAAUUAUUAAUUUAUCUAAACCAUUUAAAUUAAAAUCUUUAUUUACAAGUGAAAUCUUUCCUAUUGAAUCUUUUCAAUUAUUAUUACAAAAAUCUGGUGAUUAUUUAGAAAAUAUUGGUUUUGAAUCUUUAACAAAUAGUAAUGAAUUAUUACUUCUUAUUAAAACUUAUUGUACAAAAAUUUCUAUUUUUGAAUUACGUGGUCUUGAUAAUCAAAAUACUCAUUCUGCUCUUAAUUUAAUUAAAAAUGUUAGUCUUAACCUUAAUUGCCUUUUUAUUGAUAAUUAUAGUAAUUAUGAUGAUUUAAGUUCUAUUAUAUUACGUAAUUUAGGAAAGAUUUUACCUUCUAGAUUAGAAUAUUUAAAUUUAUCUUUUAAAAUUAAAUUGGAUGAUUUUAAAAUAUUUUUAAAAGAUUCUCAAAAUAUUUUUAUUAAAAGAUUAUUAAUUAGAAAUAGGAUGUUUAAAGAAAGAGUAAAUAUUUUACCUUAUAUAAAAGAAUAUAUUAUGAAAAAUAGAAGAGUUGAAUAUUUAGCUAUUGAUGAAAUUCUUAAUAAUGAUAAAAAAGAAUUAUAUUCUUUAAAAGAUGAAGUUAAAGAAUUUGGUUUAUAUAAUAUUAAAGUUCAAAGUUAUGAUAAUUUAAAUAUUUGUUGUUAUAAAUAUAUAAGAGAUAUUUAA